Messenger RNA from Clonostachys byssicola, 1620 nucleotides. NCBI's taxonomy places the organism in Eukaryota, Fungi, Ascomycota, Sordariomycetes, Hypocreales, Bionectriaceae. The record is from the annotation of a GenBank genome assembly.
AUGGGCCUACACUCGCCGCUUCUCGGACUCCCCGCGGAGAUUCUCGAUUCAGUUGCGUCGCAUUUGAGCAACCCUGACCGCAAGAGCCUUCGUCUCACAUGCACGGUUUUCGGCCGACGCGUGCUGCUGCAGAUUGAUCGCGUCUUUCUCUCAGCGAACCCACGCAACAUUGAGGUCUUCAGGGCCAUCGCAGACCAUGACGUCUACAGAGAAAAGGUGGUCGAGCUGAUCUGGGACGACGCCCGCCUAGAUCCUCCUCCGGAACCACCGCUUGCGUUCCAAUGCCGGCACGGGGCCCAUCACAUCGAACCCUUCUGGGAAGAAUGGUAUCAGGAAGUCUGUGACCGAAAUAGUAAAGACGCUCUCCCACAGGACGAACUAGAGACCCCAAAACGCGCUGCACGGGCACGUUGGAUUGCCGCGCAGCCCCCAGUCAAGGACAUGUGGAAUCACUACAAAGAGCUUUUUAGGCAGCAGCAAGAGAUCAUGAAGACCUCGGACGAUGCUUUGGCGCUCCAGUAUGGCCUCGAGCGCUUUACGUCGCUCACCAGAAUUACUCUUACACCCACCACUCAUGGGGUAGAGUUCAACCCUCUCUACCAAACUCCCAUGAUUCGUGCUCUCCCGUACGGGUUCAACUAUCCUAUCCCUCGUGGUUGGCCAUGUAGCGAGCCAUGUAGCAGGCUAAGGACAACAAAAUGGUCGUCAGAAGAGAGAGAUGAAAGGGAGAAGAAUAGGUGGCGAGGCUAUCGUAUCAUCCUUUGGACCCUGGCACGGGUGGACCACCACAUUACAGACUUUGUGGUCGACGUUGGCCUACUAAACACGGGCCUGAACGCCCAUAUGUUUGACCAACCGUGUGCAGAACAGGAAGAUCUCGUCACGGUGUUGCUCAAGCCGGGCUUUCGGCGUCUCGACCUUGCCUUGAUUCUCAGCGGGCAGACAGAGCUUGGGUUUCCCGCCUUCCGUAACCGCCAGCUGCACGGUGCGCUCAGCCAGGCAUCGGAUUUAGAGCACAUUAGUCUGAGAACCAAUAUGACGUACGACCUGGAGUUUGAGGAAUGGAUGGAUCAUGACGAGGAGGAGCCGUUCGUUCCAUUACUGAACAUCUUUCCUGUCGAGCGCUGGCCGAGGCUCCGUCACUGGGGUCUUUCAGGUUUUAGCGUACGAAUGGAUGAUCUGGUCGGUUUGCUUUCCCUGCUUCCAAACACGCUGAGGUCCGUCGAGCUCAGCUUUCUCAAAUUUCAAAUCGGCCAUGGCUCGAAUCGGGAGCUACUCUUUCGUUUACGUGACACCCUGGACUGGCGUGGACGGGACCCAGCUGACAGGCCUAAGGUCUCUAUGGGCUGGCAAGAGGAAGGCGUCUUCCGAGGAGAUGGGUACGCCGUCUGGGUUGAUGACGAGGUCAACGAGUUUCUGUAUGGUGACGGUGAAAACCCGUUCCUGGAAACACCUCCCGAGGUCGAACAUGGCAUCGGAAUCCAAAAAUGUUACUUUGACUCGGAUUUCGAACGGCCAAAUAUCGACCACUUUGAGCUGAUGCGCAGGGGCUUUUUGAAGAAUGAGAUGAUAAUAAUGGGUGUGAAACACACGGUCCAGAGUUUUCUCGGAGAAGAAUAG